Molecule: messenger RNA, 327 nt
Organism: Aspergillus campestris IBT 28561
Lineage: Eukaryota; Fungi; Ascomycota; Eurotiomycetes; Eurotiales; Aspergillaceae
Exons: 6
Coding region: 1-327 (108 amino acids)
Source: RefSeq, a predicted model, not a curated record
AUGUAUCCGACGAUCAGGAGCCUCACUUUUGUUCGGGCGUCUAUAUUCGAUACUAUGACCAAUCUACGUAUUCUUUUAGGUCCGUCCCCUGUCGUCUUGCGGUUAUCGUCCGUCCUACCUACCUACCUACCUACUGUUCUACCGACUUACCGAGUGAAGAGUGAAUAUUCGUUGUACCUCCUGCACCUCGGCAGGCAGAUCGAACCGACAGCAGUCAUGUCCACCCUGCGGGGAAGUAACUGGACUAGACUGGACUGGACUGGACUUCUCUGCAGCUGUUCUAUACAUUGUGUUAUGGUUGAGGGAGGGAAGACCAUCUUGGAAUGA